Molecule: messenger RNA, 1039 nt
Organism: Pelagomonas calceolata
Lineage: Eukaryota; Pelagophyceae; Pelagomonadales; Pelagomonadaceae
Source: the annotation of a GenBank genome assembly
AUGAAACUGCUCCUGCUCGCACUCGUCGCGGCGCGAGCCAAGAGGACGGCCAAAACCUGCCGCCACCACAGACGCCUCGAGGACCUCGCGGACGCGCCGACGUUCAACGCGUCGACAGCGCUCGACGCCGCCGAGCCGCCGGUCGCCGCCGAGCCGCCGGUCGCCGCCAACGCGAGUGUCGCCCUCCUCUCCGUCGGCCAGCCCCGCGGAGUCGUAGAGCACCCGGUCAUCGUCCGCCAGUUCCGGCUCAUGCGGAGCGGACUGCCUCCGCAUGAUUUAUUUCUGACGCUCGUGGGUGAUGGCACGCUCCGCAAACCGACGCACCGCACGGCGAAGCAGCUCAAGAGUCUCUACGGCGCGCGGGGCGUCGAGAUCCUCCCAAAAGAUGCGCCGCGGCCGUGCUUCGGGAAGACGCGUAUGGAUCACGACAGCGCUCGCCGGUUUGUGGCCAUGGUGAUGCACUUCCGCGCGGGCUACCGGCUCGUAGAAAAGUACGAGCGGCGGCGCGGGACGCGUUACGACGUCGUCGUCAAAGUACGUCCGGAUUUGAUUUACUUCGCCCCGUUCCCCGACAUCGCGGCGGUGGCGGCGCGGGCCGUGGCGCACGGCGUGAUGACGCGGACGGGGCGGUUCCAACCUGUGUGGAAAUGAUUAGUGAGGUUAUGCGGCGAGCAGGCGUGGGCCGUCCGAAAUUUGAUUUCCGCACAGGUUCCAGCGCCUGAACGACCACAUCUAUGUUUGCCGACGGGAGGCGUGCGGCUCGUACUUCGAGCACCUCCCGGGGCUGUGGGACGCGUGCGACGCCGCCGUGCGACGGUUCGCCUUUCCUCCCCAGAAGUACCUGUUCCCGGACGGCGCAGAAACGGAGAACGCGCUGCUCGACGUGGCCUACACGCUCGUGCGCCCGGGGCCCUGCGUCGAGUGCCACCGCGUCGGUGGCUGCGACGCCGCCGGGCAGGGCUGCCGCACGAAGGCCCUCCUCCCUUAUAGAACAACGUGCCACCGGCUCGCCGCCGAGAUAGAUAAUACUAGGUCUUAG